Molecule: messenger RNA, 573 nt
Organism: Trichoderma gamsii
Lineage: Eukaryota; Fungi; Ascomycota; Sordariomycetes; Hypocreales; Hypocreaceae
Exons: 1
Coding region: 1-573 (190 amino acids)
Source: RefSeq, a predicted model, not a curated record
AUGGAUUCCAUAUCACAAGAUCUAAGGGAUACCAGUAUCGAAGAACUGGAGCGUUUCCUACAGCCUCACUGCGUAUCUGUGGCACUCGAACUGGCUGACAAUAUUAAGAAUGAUUCGGGUGAUAUCUUCCUUAACUGGAUCAGUUCGGGCUGGGUUGACUUGCCUGAUGACGAUGCGAGUGGUGGUGACCCACUACAAGGUAGCGGGGGCCUUGGAGCAAAUAUUCAUGAAGCAUUUGGUACUGUGCGAGUACAAGCUACCGAAGCAAUGCAAGCUGUUUACGUUGGUAACCAAAGAGUUUCGUCUCGAGAAGCUGUAUGUCGGGCGCUCCGGGCCAUUUUUGAUUGUCGCCGAACGCUACACCACGACAUCAUGAGACGCCUUGCAAGACCGGGGCUAAAUGAUAGGACAGAAAUGGGACCAUUCUUUGCCAAAAUGUUCCUGGAAGAAUGCGACAAGGAGCUUGUCACGAUAUAUUCCGUGUUAACGGACGAGACCAGUGUAGCUUAUAAGGAGGAACUGGAAGCACUGCAGCAGGUUGAAAGGAAUUGGAAGAUGCAGAGAGAUAACUGA